AUGGCAAUGGGUGGAACCGUGCCACCAACUCUUCCAGGUACUCCUGCUGCACCAACAGUUGUGACUGGAGCCUCAACUUCUGCUGGACCUGGUAAGAAGAGCCAAUCAGAACUAAAAGUAUUUUAAAUAGGAUGUUUCUUGAUGUUACGAAAACCGUUGUUGGUUAGCUUAAUUGUUUUGUGGUGUGGAUAUUGUUCAGUGUCUUUUCAAUCUUUUGUAUAGCUUCCUUUGGUGAUCCUUACCUUGCCCAGUUUGCCCAAUAAAUACAUACAUACAAGGCUUUUCAAAGAUAAUUACAAAAAGUAUAAUUACAAACAAAAUGGAGUAAAGUAAAUAUAUAAAAAGUGAAUUGGUAAAAUUAUCAAGCAGCUAAAAAUUAAUCACUAUACAAGAUCAUACAUAAAAUACAAGAAACAUCUUUUACAAAGUUUUAUGCCGAGCAAAGUAGUUUACUUUUGAGCUUUCGCUUAAUGUUUGAAACAUCUUUAAUUAGUUUUAAUUCAUUUUCUUCACUGUUCUGUAAUAGAAGCUUCUCUAGCACUUGCUGAUUUAAAUAAGGGAAUUAAUGUAGCGAUUGUGCGUUUCUAGUUUCUCACCCACUGAUGUUAAAUCGUUUAGUAAAUUUAGACAUAAGAUAAUCCGGUGCUGGGGCCGUCAUGUACAUUUAAAUGGGCAACUGGAGUUUUUUGAGGAAUUCAUAUUACCGAGGAACUGUGUAAUCAAUCCUGUCCAUCAAAAAGUCUUUGGGGCCAAUUGAAAUAAUGACUUUUGGGCGGUACAUGCUAGCUAUAGAACCUUGCCCGAACGGCAACCUGUAAAACUGACUCUCUUUUGAUCUUCCAUGUAUUCUCCCAAUGAUACACAUUGCCACACAUAUGGAGCACAUUUUUAUAUAAUUAUAUGGCUCAAUGGCCACUCCAUACUAUUGAUUCUUAAAAUAUGAGGGAAAAAGCUAUGUCCUUGCAAUUCAUGAUUUUAAUUAAUUCUCAGUUGAAAGCUGUUUAACAAAUUUUUAAGUAAGUCAAACUGUUUCAUACACUGUACUUUUUCAGUCAGCAAUUUUGAUCUUGGGGAGAACCAGAAGAGAUGGGUUGCGAUCGGGAUUUGCUUGAACAGAGUUUUGUUGCCAGUCCUCCGUGAUUUUGUGGGUCAAGAAAUGCCCAAACACUACGCAUCCUUGAAGAGUACACAUGGAAUUGACACUCAAGUCUUUGGAAGUCAUUUGACCCAUGAUGGACGAUUACAGCUGAACUAUGGAAGCAUCAAUAAUAACUUGGGCAACUUUAAGAAAACAGUGCGUUCAUAUGAUUACAAAGUUAGAACAUCUGAGGACUUGGCUAAACUUUAUCUUGAGCCACACAUGGCCAAGUUCACAGGUGGGAUACUUUGAAAUGAAUAGAAAGUCAAUCAUGGAUUAACUCCUGUUGUUUUGUUAAGAGGCUUAUUAGCUUGGGUUUUUUUUUUGCUCAGAGCUCUCGCUAUCAACAUUGUGACUUCUAAGAGGGGGUACUCCAUAUAAAACACGAUGUCCUAUAUGGGUUGGCUCCGCUCGGUCAAUCAGGAAAAAGAUAAGCUUAUCAUUGUAUUUUUAUUUGCAGGAUUUGACAACACAUGCGACCUUUCCAGCGUAUUAGGAAUUCUAGAGAGAGCGUCUAUAUUUGUUGCUAGCGCAAUUUCACCCUAUGCCAAGGAUGUGCGCUCUAAAGUAAGAAAUGAGUGGGGACAUUGCAACUUUGACCACUGGACUGAUCCAGAGUUCAAAAAUUGUUUUGUGCUGUUAGAAAAUUUGCUUCGUUCUUUGAAGCUUCCCAGUGGAGAUGAAGCGAAAGUACUUGACGACCUUCGUGACUGGAAGAAGAGAGGUAAGUAGCUGAUGCAGGUUUUUUGUGUUGUUAAUGUUAAUAUUAGUGACCUUUAGAUGAUAUGCGGGGAGUAGGACGACCGCGAGAACGAGAUUUGACUCAAAGAUUUUUUGCGUUUUCCCAAAAAAAGACACCUUCAUUUCACCUUAGUUUCACCAGAAACGUUAGCACGGCAAUUUUUAGUGAAGGAGGUUAAGCACUCUCCAGAUCGCAAAAUGACAAAGCUUCUAACUUGUUUCCGCCUGUAGCAGAAUGACGCUGCCUAUCACGUUUUCCCGCCAAAACGACGCUGGUUCACGCGUGCACCACCAAGUAUUGAGAAAAUCUCGUCCUUGUAGACAUCCUUAUCUUUGGAAUCCAAAGGUCUCUAUUAUUGCUAAACAGCGAUAAAAAAAUUAAAAUUGAGGUGAAAGAAACCACGCCAAAACAGUAAGUCAGUAGUAGCUGCCUUCAAACUUAAAAAAAGUUUAAGUAAUAACAAUUAUUGUUAGUGAUGUCGGAAACUGCCUGACGGUGACCAUUCUUCCAUCAUGUAAAUAUAAAAUAUUGCGCGCAUAAGAAAAAGAAACCUUUUGGUGUUACUUCUACAAAACCCGGAAAGGAAAAGAGCUGUCGAGUAGAUCAUGUUUGUCAGUAGGCAGACAAGGGUUAAAAAAUAUACAUCCGACGAAAAAGUAAGGUUUGGCAUCACUUAGGACAAACUACAAAAUUUGUAAUGCCAUCAUGAGGUCCUCAAAUCAACCCGCGCUCGUUACAUUUGUAGGCCACCAAAAAGACGCAGUUGCCUGUCAUGUCUUUUAAGUAGUCUUCAAUAGUAUGCUGAUAUGAAAUGUUAACAUUCUUGUUGUAGGGGUGGACCUGUGCGUUGGCUGUCCUGUGGAUGAGGAGUUAUUGAAACUUGUUGUUGACGAAGUUGCCAACCUGCAGCAUGAUCUCGACGAGGUAAGGAAAAUCGGCAUGGACGAAGUCCAGAAGUGUUUAGAUGCCCUGCAGAAUUUUCGUGAUAGCAUUGAGAAGCGCCUAACCCAACUUGAGAAUCGAGUGGAGGAACAAUAUAAGGAACAGUCAGAAACCAACGAAGCGUUAUCCAGUGCCAUUGGCGAUCUUUCUAAAAAUGUUAAGAAGGUUGACGUACGUCAAGAUGAAAGCGAAGUAAAAAUGGCUAGUUUGGAGAGAGACCAAAAGGAUUUACAUGCCUCUGUAGACGUUUUGGAAAGGAAAAGUUCUCACACAGAGCAAAAGGUGAAGGCGUUGGAAUCCUCUUUGGAAGACCAUGUGAACGCUUCGGCUACGAAUGAUGCGACCGCGUUUCUAGCGCCUAGACGUAAUUCUUGCUUUUGUGGUCGUGCGAACGAACUAAGCGCUAUUCUCGGCAUCCUUAAAGGCAACCAAAACAGUUGUGUGGAUACAGCCAUAUACGGUCUCGGUGGCAUAGGUAAAACGUCACUUGCUGUUGAGUUUAUUUGGAGACACAAGAAUGAGUAUCCGGGUGGUAUUUUCUGGAUCUCUGGGGAAAGCAACAUGACCUUUCAAAGUUCUGUCAGAGAAAUGGCUCUGGAGAUGCAAAUAACUUCACCUGAGAGUGAUUUUUCCUUUACCUUAAUGAAAGCCCUUGCGUGGCUUAAAAAGCAGAGCAAGAUGUGGUGCUUAGUUGUAGAUAACCUUGACCAACUGGAAAUGUCCGAAGACAUGCGCAAGUUACUUAGGGGCAAAUGGAAGCAAGGAUCACGUGGCCAUGUCAUAAUUACUACCAGGAGAGAACCGAGGGAAAUACUUAAGGAAACAGGAAUCGAAGAGAAGUCUUGUAUUGAGCUGAAACGUCUAACACAAGAACAGAGCGUUGAGUUUUUAAGAAAGAAGACUGGGAGAACGGAGGGGGAAGACAGUGAAGUUCGUGAACUGGCGAGUGAACUUAGUGGUCUGCCAUUGGCUCUUGAUCAAGCCGCAGCAUAUAUACGGUACCUUUCCUGUUCCAUAAGGGACUACGUUAAGCAAUAUAAAGAGCAGAUUGAGAAACUCGAGCUUCUGAAAAAGAUGAAAGCACAAGAACCUGAUGAAUACACAUCUCCAGACCGUUUGGCAGUCCAUACUACGUGGCUGAUGAAUUUCGAGCACAUCACUAACAGUAAAUCUUAUGACAAAGAGAUACGCUUAGUUGCGACUCUCUUAAUGGAGAUUUUCGCUUUUCUUGGUCCUGACGAUAUUCCCAGCGAAGUUUUCAAUGAAGGACUUCCCCCAGUAGACUCCUCAAGCCUACUGAAAGUUAUGAGCAGUCCCUUGGGACGGAAGGAGGUAAUGAACCUUUUGACAAACCUCUCUCUCUUUCAGCAGUUUGGGGCAAAUUCAUACUCUGUGCAUCGUUUAGUUCAAGAAGUGAUCCGCACCUGGAUGGAUGAAAAACGAAAAGAGGAUGCCUUUUGUAAAGAUUUUUUCCCCAAGGAAUUUGCUUUCAUAGCUGGGACACGUUUUCUCCACCAUGCGCUUUCAAAUACCCGUUCGCCGGUCGGUGUGUGCAAAGAGUUUAGCGAAGAUGCUGUAUUUAGUGUCAAGAAUCCUCCUUCGCUGUACUUUUGGGGGAAGUUGGCCUCUCACGCAACUUACUUCCUUGAUCACAUGCUUAAAUUCACUACAAAGAAUGAGGAAUCUGCUUGCAUUCUGCUUCAUACAGAGGAAACAGUCCGCCUUUUGAACGAAAGCGCAAUAUCUUACAGUGUAGCGCGGGAAAAAGUUAAAGCUCAAGAAAUCCAAAAACGAAAGUUAGAAUUUCUUACUCUGCUCGAAAAGUUACCAUCUGAAGAAACAUUAAACCUUCUUCUUUAUUUUAACAUGCCACUCAAAGACAAGUAUUACAAGUUGAUAUCCCAUUGCAUGAGAGAACGACCAUCUAAUCCUGAAGAUUCCACUGAUACUCACAGAAUUCAUAAUGCCGACCAGCUAAGACAAGAAGGAAACCAAUCAGUACAAAGUGCAGAGUAUGGGAAAGCGUUAAGUCUGUACAACAAAGCCAUUGAACUAAACUCCAAGGACUACCGUUUAUACUCCAACCGAGCGCUUUGCCAUUUAAAACUUAGCAAGCCGAAGAAAGCUUUAGAUGAUUGCGAAGAGUGUCUUUCACUUAAACCCGAUUACGGCAAAGCGCUGUUACGCAAGGCCUGGGCUCUCAACGAACUAAUGAAAGAAGGUAAAUGUCAGGGCAACUUGAAAGGAAAUGCCGUGGCUACUGCUGCGUUAGCUCAUUACCUCGAUUCAAAUUUGUCUAACAGAAGCUUCAUAAAUGAAAGGUUUCCGCAUCUGAAUUAUGAAGUAAUACGCUCUAGUUAUCAGUUAGAGAAGGAACUGCAGUUUCUCCAAGCUAAUAAAACACUACUUCUGCUCGAGGGAGAGUAUAAUGUCAGUCAGUUCGCGGUCGCCCUUUUCGAUACUCACGUGGUGGGUCUUGGCUCAGGAGCUGUCUUAAAUUUUGGAAAAGGCUUUGUAGUUGAAAAUGUUACGUGUUAUUUUCAAAACGUAAGGUUUCCAAGUGGCAAUCCGCCUUUGGUUUGCCAAGGUCAAAGUGCAAUAAUUCAUUUGAGCCACUGUGAGAUCUCAGCUGGUUUUUCAUGCUGCCAAGACUAUCCAGAGUGUAAUGGAGGAGAGGGAUGUGUCGCUGCCUCGCGUGGACAGCCGAUUUGUGAUCGCAACAACAAUUUUGGUAUACCAUCAACUUCUGGUGUCUCUGGGUUCCCUGGAAUUCAGGUGCAAGGUGGUUGCACAGUGUGUCUUACACGUUGUCAGAUACAUCAUUGUGGGGGUGGUGGUGCUUGGGUUUCAGGUAACGGGUCUCGCUUGGUUGUGCAGAAAUGUGAGGUAUACAGCAACCAAAAUGGCCUAGAGGCAAGAGAUGGCGGUCAACUUAUAGCAACAGAAAAUAUAGUUUAUAGCAAUAGUACUCAUGGUUUCCUAAUGGGGCCUGAUACGGGGCGCUGUUUGGUUCGCAACAACAAGAUAUUUGAGAAUCACAAAGAGGGUGUAGCUGUAGCAAACAGCAAACAGGAGGCCCUUGUGACCGUGGAUGGCAAUGAAAUUCAUCACAACAUGGCUUCCGGUUUUUCGUUGACAGAUAGUCACCUGUCGAUCACUAACAACAAAAUUUUUGAGAAUGGCUUCUGGGGAAUUCUUUGCAAAACUAGAACUUCAGCAAAGAUAAUGGGAAAUGACAUAUUUGGCAAUAAGUGUGGUGGCAUUUUCAUAGGCAUCAAUUUUUGUGGGAAAGUCGCUAUAACCUCGAACGUUAUUCGGGACCAUGCUGGACCGUAUCUACAUUACCUAGAGGGACCAUUUCCCGACGCAAGAAGAAUUCACGAGUCGGACCCAAACUUCAUUCUUCCACCAGGAGAAACAAACUUUUAUUCAAAUCCACCAACCCAGGAAAACAAUCAAGUAUUCAACAACACAGAGGGUUUGUUUCAUCCGGCAGAAGAGGCAAUUGAAAGGUUACAAACUAGAUGUUGCCUUUGUUUCGGAAAAUUAUGCCAGAAAAGCGUGAAGAGAUGUCCAGAGUGCUAUAUUGCUGUUUAUUGUGGGCUAGACUGCCUACAGAAUCACCGGCAAAAACAUAAAUCAUUGUGCGCCGUGUUAAAGCGACGUUACUCUACAACGGUAGACCUUCAUAAGCUUCCAAAGUUUGUGACUGAGAAUCGAUACUUUGGACCACACUUAAAAGGCAUCGGAAAAUGUCCUCCGCCCAAAAAAAAAGGUCGCCAUGCAUUUAUCAUUAAGGUGCGAACUACAGCCCUGAACUGUCACCCAAAGCAGAUGAUGCGUGCUUAUGACCAAAGUCUCGCCGCUGUUCACCAUGACAUUCAGAGUAGCGACGUUUUCAAUAUGGUCAUGGAAUGCGGCGUUUUAAGACAAUUGCACAAAUUUACCAGUAAGAAAGCCUAUUUCUAG
This is a messenger RNA of Porites lobata, 6791 nucleotides long. The record is from the annotation of a GenBank genome assembly. Lineage: Eukaryota; Metazoa; Cnidaria; Anthozoa; Scleractinia; Poritidae.